CUAAUGUCGACUCUCAGGUAAUAGAGUUCAGACGGCCAAGCGAAAUGCCCGUGCGCGCGCAUCGUUCGUAGCACGACAAAAAUGACAGAAGCGAUGGAGUCAUCUUAAUAUGCACCACUCGCUGUGGAGUUGGCUUCAGCCAUACUCAGAUUAGGUCUGAUCGCCAUCAUGCAUUGUGCUCCCAGGCCAAAUACCCUCGAGACAUGCACUUCGCUGCUGAAAAGCAAGCAGAUCAAUUGCAGUUGCGCUGUUCUUGAGAUAGCAAAUACUUGCGAGGAGCGACACAGACCAGACAACCUCUGCUGCCAAAGACGAAUCUCAACAACCUAUGGGAAGGUCUCAAGCUCCCAUCAAUUUAAGAUCCUUAUAGGCGCCCUGUAUCCGUAUUAUCUGACCAUCGCGUCUCAUCUCCGCAGAGGCCUCCUGGUGUACUGUACCGUACAAGGGUGGUGCCCGGUUCUUCCUACUAUUGUGGUCAUAGCAUUGUUUUCACUAACGCAAGAGACCCAGCGCAAGUACUUGUUUUCUCUUUCAAAAAGCCACAGAAGAGAUGAUUUACAUCUUUUGCGUCUACUUAUUGGCACUACUGACGGACAUAUAUCUUUAUUUCAGUGGAGUGUUUCGAGCAUUGCAUCUGCAUAGAUAAUUACUUGUUGCAUAUUUUGGUUUCAGUGGCGUGUGCGAAGACGGCUUGACUGCCGGCCACAAUCCUGCAACGUGCGCCCCCCAAGAUGCCAACGUUCGGCGGUGUAGGGUUUCCCUUGCCGCCAAUCACCGUUGCUCUGGUUUCACUUCAGUCGUUCUAUGAUUAAGGUUCAGUCAUCGUCUGCAUGGCUUAAUGAAUGCCCGAUGCCUUGAGACUUUCUCAUUGAUAUUCAUAUCUGCAAAUGCAUA
Xylona heveae TC161 is the source of this 894-nucleotide messenger RNA. RefSeq lists its product as hypothetical. Lineage: Eukaryota; Fungi; Ascomycota; Xylonomycetes; Xylonales; Xylonaceae. The transcript has a single exon. The record is from RefSeq and is a predicted model, not a curated record. Bases 169 to 642 code for a protein of 157 amino acids.